Molecule: messenger RNA, 4244 nt
Organism: Oncorhynchus mykiss (rainbow trout)
Lineage: Eukaryota; Metazoa; Chordata; Actinopteri; Salmoniformes; Salmonidae
Gene: nectin4a
Product: nectin cell adhesion molecule 4a
Biological process (GO): heterophilic cell-cell adhesion; homophilic cell-cell adhesion
Cellular component (GO): adherens junction
Source: RefSeq, a predicted model, not a curated record
CAUUGUAAUAGACCACAGACCUUUAGCCGUAUUCAGGACUAUCAAGGAGCAGUCGGGCGGACCACUCCACCGAACCGGGGAGAAUGACAUCACUCCUGGGCCGACUGACACCGCUGCUGUGGAUCCUUGGGAGUUUCAUUGCUGUGGUGCAGGGGGACUUUGAGGAACAAUCUCCCGUGCAGUCCUUGACCGAGAUUGAGACCCGGCUGCCCUGCCGGUUCAAGGUGGAAGUGGGCCAGGUGGUGGUUCAGGUCACAUGGACCAAGGAGAGAGCAGAUGGUACCAAGGACCAGAUCAUCACUGUACACCACACUGACGGACAAACAGAGUUUGGUCAGUACUCGGGGCGUGUGCGGUUCGGCAGCAGUGAGCCCACAGUGGACUCGUCUCUGAUCAUCAUGAACACUGUGGAGUCAGAUGAGGGCAGGUACAACUGUCACAUCAGCACCUUCCCCUCGGGGAACUUUGAACAACAGCUGUCACUCACCGUGUGGGCCACGCCCAUCUCCUCCCUGGACCCUGUGAUUCUUGUCGAGGGCCAGUCCUUUCGAUUGGCUGCCUCCUGCCGCUCCGUGGCCCGCCCCCCACCCAUCCUUAACUGGGACACAGACCUGACGGGCCUGUCACAGAAUAGGAGUUCGGUGGGCGGGUCAGUCUCCACCCACUUCUCCCUGCACCCCCUGAGGAGUAUGAACGGGAUGAGGCUGGACUGUCUGGUGAGGCACCGUGCUCUGAAGGAACCCCGCAGGAUCACCAACAACCUGGUGGUGCACUAUCCUCCCAAUGCAGAGAUCUCUGGGUUUAAUCAUAACUGGUAUGCUGGUCUGGAGGGAGCUUCCCUCAGCUGUGUCAGUGGAGGAAACCCCAAACCACAGAGUUUCACCUGGACCAGGAAGGGUGGAGACUUACCAGAGGGCGUUACGGCAGGGAAUGGAUCCCUGAUGUUCAAUAGGCCCCUUGGUUUGACAGACGCUGGUAUCUACCAAUGUGUGGCCUAUAACGUUGUGGGGACCGGGAAAGCAGAGGUGGAGAUCACUGUGACAGAGUUUCCUCAGAAGCCGGUGUUUUUCAACAGUCUCCUGAUGAUCAUAGUUGGCGGGGUGGCUGGAGGACUGCUACUCAUCAUGGUCAUCAUAGUAAUCUCAGUGACCUGUCACCACAAACGCAAAAACAAGAAACUGGAGAGAGAAUUGACUAUGAAGAAGGAGGAGAUCAGUACACUCUCCAGGCAGGCCUCUUUCAGGAGAGUCAACUCAGUCAGUACGGAUGCAAGAGGACAGAUGGAGGAGAAUAUCCCUCUCAGAGUGGAGGGGACACUGCGGACCAGUCUGUCCUCUUUAGGGGAUCCAGGGCGCAUCAGGGACAGUCGCUCUACUCUGGUAGGGGGAGGUGGACUAGACUACCUGGGUCGACCUGUUCUGAACAACUCUUCACGACGAGGGAGGGAGAACAGAGCCAUGGACAGAGAGGAGGAAAACAGACUUAGGGUGGAGUCAUACGUACGGAAUAGCACUAUGUCUUUGGGAACCCGUCUCCACCUGCCAAUCCAACCCUCUCCCUUCCCAAUGGAACAGUCCACCAAGCUGCUGAGGUCCCUGAACGGCAGCGUCAUCAUCCCAACAGAGGGGGGUUUACAUGCACGGAACUCCCCUCUCAGCUGCAGCUACCCUCCUGUCACAGACGACGAACAGGAGGAGGGUGAAAGUGUGGAAGGAGAGCGGGGGACAAGCUCCAGGAUGAGUCGUUUAGAUCAGGGGAGGUCAGAGGACCAGGACAACAGUUCUCAGAUCUCAGACGCGGAACGUGGACACAACCAUCACUUCCAGCAGAACAACGGAACGCUGAGACCCAAACCCCGGCCCAACGGCAUCACAUCCCCACACGCCUCCCUCAUCCAUAAGGCCCAGAUUGUAUAGAUGGGUCCGGGCAAGAGCUGGUGACGCACUAUACGACAAGGUUUGGUCGUGACUUUGGGAUAGGCGCUUGCCGGUGUGGUGGCAUACCCCGGUGGCAGCCAGUUUACCUCCUUUUCACUUCUAGAACAUCCCUUGCCUUCGCCUCGAGCUCUCAGACAUUUUUGAUCAACAGGUAAAGGUUCUUAUUGGUGAACAGAUAACGCUUCUGAUUGGUGUAGAGAUACAAAUAAGUAACACAUACGUUUCACAGGAGAGGAGCUGGACAAAUGAAAAGCUUAUGAAUGUCAGGUUGCACAUAGACCGAAGUAGUCAUAAUAUUUUACUGUAUAUAAUAUCACAGCAAUAACGAUCACUACAGGAAGCAUCAAGAGGACUUUUACAUGAUUUUGUACCCUAAAAAGACUUAUUUUUUUACAUUUAUUUGUAUUAAGACUUGAUGACAGGACACUGUAACCGAGAAACAAGAUUUGAAUAUCAUCAAAUGCAGUGACUUCUAACUGAACUCAGCGAAGAGGCAUUCAGCAGAAGCACCAAUAGCGCUUGCCCGUUUGAAAGAAUCCAUGUGUAGGUGAACUUUCACCCUCCUUUCCUCUGGAUGAGGGGAUACAACACAUACGACGGAUCUGUUCACCCUAAAAUUUAGUCCAUCUUUCUAACUUUAAGUGUGGCAGGGGUUUAUUUAGAUAUACUCCUCCUUGCCAUGAACCUCGAUGUGCACAAACAACAACACUUUGAAAUCGCUAUAGUCUUUGAUGCCAAAAGCCAAUGAGACUGCAUUUUAGCUGUGGAAAAAGUACCCAAUUGUCAAACUUGAGUAAAGUAAAGAUUACUCAAGUGAAAUUCACCCAGUAAAAUACUAUUUGAGUAACAGUAUUUGGUUUUAAAUAUACUUAAGUACAUUUUAGCAAUUCCAUUUAUUUUUUUAUACUUAAGUAUCAAAAUUAAAAGUAUUACUCAUUUCAAAUGUCUUAUAUUAAGCAAACAUGACACGAUUUGCUUGUUUUUUUAUUUUUAUGUACUGAUAGACAGGGGCACACUCCAACACUCAGACAUAAUUUACAAACAAAUAUUUUUUUGUGAGUUUGCCAGAUCAAAGGCAGUAGCGAUACCAGGGAUGUUCCCUUGAUAAGUGUGUGAAUUGGACCAUUUUCCUGUCUGGCUAAAUGUUCAAAAUGUGAAGAGUACUUUUGGGUGUCAGGGAAAUUGUAUGGAGUAAAAAGUACAUUAUUUUCUUACGGAAUGUAGUGAACUAAAAGUAGUCAAAUAUAAAUAGUAAACUACAGAUACCCAAAAAACUACUUAAGUAGUACUUUAAAGUAUUUUUUACUUAAGUAGUUUACACCACUGCUUUUUAGACAAGAGGUUAAAACAGCUUUGAUAUGAAAUGUUUUACACAACAGAGAGAUCCUAUGUGAAAGUCUACUAAAACUGAGGAUGUAAAAGCAUUGUUCUAUUUUCUUACACCAGACAAUCAAACUGUUAUAUGCCUAUGUUUGUAUACAUACAGUUAAAAGAGCCUUUGCUUUGUAGGCCAAUAUGAAGUAUUAUUAUGUCUGAUUCUACUGUAUUAUAAUUCAUUGAGUGCAUCCGAAAUGGCACCCUAUCCCCUACAUAGCCCCUGGUCAAAAUAAGUGCACCAUAUCGGCAUAGGAUGCCAUUUCAGCCGCAGACAUGCUAUCGACCUACAUCUCUAUAAGUGGGUUUCUUUCACGCCGUAUUCCAGUAAAUGGCUUAUUGUAGUUCCCUGGUAUGUACUGUAUGUAUGGGAUUCAUGUGUGGAACUUUGUUGUUUUAAUGCACAUGUACUUCUUUAGGAGAGUAGCAAUAUCGUUCUGUUUUCUAUAUCAAUUGUUCCGUUGUAUAAUACUGUAACACUGAUCUUUCUGAGUGAACGUAAUACCUACAUAGAAUGUAAGAGGUUGGAAGUAUAUACACCGCCCCCUGGUGUGCACCAGUGGAUAGUGCAAGAGAGGAAGAAAGUUCAGGGAUCUUGUUGUAAGGUCUGCAGACUGAGUUUUACCUGGCGAGGUCACGUGGUCAUGUGAAAACCCCUGACCCAACCACGUGCUCCAUUAGCCACAACUGGGGCCUGUUCAGAAGGAUGUUGAUAUAGAACGUUCAGAUUCAGAAAUGUAUCAUGUCGGACAGACAUGAUUGGUAGAAUAAGGAAUUGUGUCAGCUCUAUUCAUUCUAUUUCUAUCUGCAACAACUGUUUCACAUCACUAAAACCAUCCCUGCAUAUCUUCUAAACAUGGAGAUGUGUUCAUUCAGGGAGGGUGUAUGUCUGCUCAAUGUAUUAUUGUGAAAUAAACUUCUUGAGGGUUUGAG